UCAGUUUUAUUGUUAUUGAGAGACAGUCAAUGUUCCAGUACUUAUAAAACACGCAAUAAGUAAUAGAAAAUUGUUCACUUCGAGCGCUUGUAAAAUCAGUGAACUUUCGCACUUUUUGCUUCAAGAACUCAUUUAUCAUGGGAAAUAAGUCGUCGUUACUUUUACGUCAAGAGGAAAUUGCUCAAAUCCAGGAUGAAACGGGAUUCACACCAAAUCAGAUUGAGCGAUUAUAUUCUCGCUUUACAUCAUUGGAUCGAACUGAUUGUGGAACGUUAUCGCGUGAAGAUUUUCUGAGAAUCCCAGAACUAGCCAUAAAUCCUUUGUGUGAUCGCAUCGUUCAUGCAUUUUUUGCUGACAGCACCGAUGAUCGCGUCAACUUCAGGCAGUUCAUGCAGGUUUUGGCUCAUUUCCGGCCCAUCAAAACGAAUUCUGUCAACAAACUGAACAGCCGUGAGGAAAAAUUGAAAUUUGCUUUCAAAAUGUAUGAUCUCGAUGAUGAUGAGUCCAUUUCUCGUGAUGAACUUUUGAACAUAUUGCAUAUGAUGGUUGGGGCAAAUAUCAGUCAAGACCAGCUAAUGAGCAUCGCUGAACGAACAAUAAUGGAAGCAGAUCAAUGUGGAACCGGAAAAAUCUCUUUCGAUGAUUUCUGCAAAGCAUUGGAACGAUGUGAUGUCGAACAGAAAAUGUCGAUCCGAUUUUUGAAUUGAGUCACUCUGUAUUUUGACUAAUUGACAAUGCAGCUUACCAGAAUUCCAAUUGAUGUUAAAUGUGCGUGCUGUUGUUAACGAAUGAUAUAAUAAAGGGAAAAGGAAAUGAAUAGUAA
Sitodiplosis mosellana (orange wheat blossom midge) is the source of this 823-nucleotide messenger RNA. RefSeq names its product calcineurin B homologous protein 1 (gene elm). NCBI's taxonomy places the organism in Eukaryota, Metazoa, Arthropoda, Insecta, Diptera, Cecidomyiidae. The transcript has 3 exons. The coding region runs from base 138 to 707 and encodes 189 amino acids. The record is from RefSeq and is a predicted model, not a curated record. Gene Ontology annotation, molecular function: calcium ion binding.